Messenger RNA from Cervus elaphus (red deer), 2505 nucleotides. Its product is annotated as unconventional prefoldin RPB5 interactor-like. The record is from RefSeq and is a predicted model, not a curated record. The transcript has a single exon. Bases 306 to 1871 code for a protein of 521 amino acids. Gene Ontology annotation, biological process: negative regulation of phosphatase activity; negative regulation of transcription by RNA polymerase II. Lineage: Eukaryota; Metazoa; Chordata; Mammalia; Artiodactyla; Cervidae. Gene Ontology annotation, molecular function: transcription corepressor activity; chromatin binding; phosphatase inhibitor activity.
CCUCGCUCGGCCCAGCUACCGGAUCGGCGCUUCUCGCCUUCAGCGGCCGGCCUGCUGCUCCGAGCCCGCGGCGGCGGCGGCGGCUGCAGCGGCGGGCGGCAUGAGCGUGUGAGAUGCGGCCGUGGGCAGCCCGGACGCGAGCAGCGGUCGCCGCGGUAGCGGAGAAGGCGGACGCGGCCUCCUCAGCGCGGGGCGCGCAGUGCAUGAGGGCGAGCACGCGGGCGCUGGGCAGCCACCGGCCACGACGUUUCCAUAAACACUUGUUUAGGACUCGUUCGCCCCGCUGAGGCCCCGGCACCCCCUUCAUGGAGGCCCCGCCAGACCCCAGGCCCCAGCGCGCCCCGGAGGUGGCGCGGCUCCGUGAGGAGCAGGAAAAGGUGGUCACUAACUGCCAAGAGAAAAUCCAGCAUUGGAAGAAGGUAGAUAAUGACUAUAAUGCUCUUCAAGAAAGACUCAGUACUUUGCCUGAUAAGUUGUCUUAUAAUAUCAUGGUACCAUUUGGCCCCUUUGCCUUCAUGCCAGGAAAACUCGUCCAUACUAAUGAAGUCACUGUUUUACUUGGGGACAAUUGGUUUGCAAAAUGUUCAGCAAAGCAGGCUAUUGGCUUAGUUGAGCACCGGAAAGAACAUGUAAGAAAAACGAUAGAUGAUUUAAAAAAAGUGAUGAAAAAUUUUGAAUCCAGAGUUGAAUUCACAGAAGAUUUGCAGAAAAUGAGUGAUGCUGCAGGUGAUAUUGUUGACAUAAGAGAAGAAAUUAAAACUGACUUUGAAUUUAAGGCAAAACAUCGAAUUGCUCAUAAACCUCACUCCAAACCAAAAACUUCAGAUAUUUUUGAAGCAGAAUUUGCAAAUGAUCUAAAAUCCAAGGAUCUGCUUGCUGAUAAGGAACUGUGGGAUCGACUUGAAGAACUAGAGAGACAAGAAGAAUUGCUGGGUGAAAUUGAUAUUGAUAGUAGUAAGCCUGAUACUGUGAUUACAAAUGGAGAAGAUAUGUCCUCUGAAGAGGAAAAGGAAGAUCAGAACAUAAAUGUGAAUAUGAUGCAUCAAGUAACAGACUCUCUCACCCUCAGCAAUUGUUAUAACAGUCUUACAAAUUCAGAACUCUUCAAUGGUCAAGUGAAUAGUCCAUUGAACUAUUCAGUGAAUGGUUCAAAUUCUUACCACAGUAAUGAAGAUGAUGAUGAUCAUGAUGGUAAUGAUGAUGGUGGUGAUAAUGAAAAUGACCAUGAUACCUUAGGGGUUGAAGAUAAUUCUAUACCAACAAUAUAUUUUUCUCACACUGUCGAACCUAAGAGGGUCCGUAUAAAUACUGGAAAAAAUACCACCUUAAAAUUCAGUGAAAAAAAAGAAGAAGCCAAGCGUAAGCGAAAGAACAGCUCUGGCAGUGGUCAUUCUCCCCAAGAGCUGCCUGUGAUCAGGACUCCUGCUGACAUUUACAGGGUCUUUGUUGAUAUCGUGAAUGGAGAAUACGUCCCUCGUAAGUCAAUCCUGAAGUCUCGGAGUAGAGAGAACAGUGUUUGCAGUGACACCAGUGAGAGCAGCGCCGCUGAUUUUGAUGACAGACGGGGGCUUCUGAGAAGCACUAGCUGUGAAGAGGCUGCUUGUAGUGAUGCUAGUGAGAGCGUUUUGGAAGAGGAGCAACAAGAAAAUCAUCAGAAGAAACCUUUGCCUUUAUCAGUAACACCUGAGGCUUUUUCUGGAACUGUAAUAGAAAAAGAGUUUUUGUCACCCUCCUUAACAUCACACCCAGCCAUGGCUCAUCCUGUGCUACCCACCAUUCCAGAACGAAAAGAAGUUCUGUCAGAAGUAUCAGAAGGAACUACAAAGAGGGUUUCAAAGUUCAAAGCUGCCAGACUGCAGCAGAAAAACUAGGGCCUGCCUAGGAAGUGGGAGUUUACAUCCUAAAACCUAGUUUUGCAAGUGUUUAGAAAAUGUAUAGCAAAAUACGUUACAUGUAAUUUGAAAUAAGGCAUCCUGAGUAAAUUUGGCAGCAAGUUCUCUUACUCUUAUUAGUGGUAUUAAAAAAAAAUCAAAGUAAAUAUUGAAAUACUUUUAAUUUUCAGCUUAUUUUGUUAAUUCUCUGAGUACUGUCAGCACUCAUUGUUUAGGUUUGCUGUGUCAUACAGUGGCAGCAUUUUGAUUAUUUUUCAAAGAAUGCUGUUGAUGUGUGUUGUUUCUGUGUUUCAGACUAAAUACUGGCAGUUUUGUUCCAGCUGCGAUAUUGUGCACACCAUAUGGACCAUUUUAAAGAAACUUUUAAAAUUUCAAAUAGAUUCAACAAUUACAUUACUUGCUUUACCUUAUUAAAGGCACUUUAAAAAAAAAAAUCUACUUCUUGUAGGUUUUGCAGCUAGGUGGCUAUUUAAAAAAUCUGUCCCUGUUUGACUGACUGUUAUUCUAUAAUCUCUAUGGUAGAAAGCUCCAUGUACCCAACAGAAAGUUUCUUUGGUGGAAAGAACGGUAUUUUGUAAAACUUUUUUUUUUUUUAAGUAAAAAUUUUAUGAAA